CAAUCCCAUAACAAGAAUUACGUAGGGAGAUUUGGAAAAUAAAUCCAUAAUAUCGGGUCAGAUUUGAGAACGUUUACACCUAUAAGUACUCUGUCUAUGGAAACAAAUACUAUGGUCUAUGGCUCCGCCGCCUAACUCAAUCAUCUCACGUCACGUGGCCGUGAUCGGAGCCGGAGCCGCCGGGCUCGUGGCAGCUCGAGAGCUUUGUCGUGAAGGCCACACGGUCACCGUCUUUGAGCGUCAGAAACAAGAAGGACUUUGGGUUUACACUCCAUACGUCGAGACAGACUUACUGAGCAUCGACCCGGAUCGAACCAUCGUCCAUUCGAGCGUCUAUCAGUCCCUCCGCACCAAUCUCCCACGAGAGUGUAUGGGCUAUUGUGAGUUCCCGUUCGUAACUCGACCUGAUGACGAGUCCAGAGACCCGAGACGGUACCCGGACCACAGGGAAGUCAUGAUGUACCUUCAAGAUUUCACCAAAGAGUUCAAGAUCGAUGAGAUGAUCCGAUUCGAGACCGAGGUCGUGCGGGUGGAGCCAGCGGCGGAGAACAGUCUUAAAUGGAUAGUUCAGUUUAAGAGCUCAAGAGGUGUCUUUGGUGAAGAUAUCUUCGACGCAGUCGUCGUUUGCAAUGGUCAUUUCACUGAGCCUCGUCUUGCUCAUAUUCCUGGUAAGUAAUUUAAAGUAUCCAAAACCAUUAAAUAUCUCUUAACUAUAAAAGUGUGGUUGCUCGUCUACUGAGCCUUGGAGAGUGGAACAAUAUAAUAUCGCCAUCAAGAAAAAUGAUGAUACUUAUCGUGAUGAUGAAUGUGAUGACGAUGAUCAACUUCUCGAAGAAGCGUACCGUGAUUUCGCUAAAUUUAAACCGUCCAAAGUUUGUUCUACCCACUGCCACUAGUUCCAAAGUAAGUGCACUACGGCCUACGAGACCAAGAGUUGAAAUUUCCUAUGUUGGUGAAACGAAUAAAAAAGGUUAAAUUAAAAUACUUGUUUUUGGUAAUCCACAAAAUAAACGUUUUCUCUUUUGGUGGUUCCAGAAUGGAAGGUGAUUAAUGGAGUAUAUUACAAAGUUUGACUUUUGUAACAUAUUUUAUGUAUUUUGAGAAUAAAGUAUAUGAACAUGCAACACAUAAUAAUAUAAGAAUCUUAAUUUAGGUCGAUUACAGCUUAAUUAUUGCAAAAAGUUACUUUUUAUUCUAUGGUCACCAUGUGUCCAUGUAAUUACUUGAUUAGUUCAGUUGGGUUUUUAAUUUCUUAAUU
This is a messenger RNA of Camelina sativa (false flax), 1258 nucleotides long. Its product is annotated as flavin-containing monooxygenase FMO GS-OX-like 6. The record is from RefSeq and is a predicted model, not a curated record. Lineage: Eukaryota; Viridiplantae; Streptophyta; Magnoliopsida; Brassicales; Brassicaceae. Gene Ontology annotation, molecular function: flavin adenine dinucleotide binding; N,N-dimethylaniline monooxygenase activity; NADP binding.